This is a messenger RNA of Bursaphelenchus okinawaensis, 451 nucleotides long. The record is from the annotation of a GenBank genome assembly. Lineage: Eukaryota; Metazoa; Nematoda; Chromadorea; Rhabditida; Aphelenchoididae.
AUGGCGCCAAGAGUUGCUGAAAUUCUCCUCAAAAAGCGAAUCAAACAAUGCAUUGAGGGUGGGACGUUGCCAGAAAUAUCAAUGAUUUGUUCGGAGCUUAAGAACUCUUACAGGUAUGCCAACGUUACAAUAGGAUUUUCUAAAUUUUAUAGAGUUAUUUUUAGGUAACAAAAAUAACUUAAAAAUUUAUUUCUGUUAUACUCAUUUUUUGGCCUUAAGUAGUAAAGCUAGAAUAGUAUACUACUUUUGGUUGUCAACUUCGUUGUGGAUGCUACUUAAUUCUCUUCUUAAUAUUUCUUAUAUAAAACCCUAUUUCAGCGAAUAUACGCGCUACAAAGACCCAAUGUUUGUUAGCAUGGUGACAACGGCACUUCAAGGGUUACAGGUAGAAGUUUUACCAUCUUCGAACGGGGAUACCAAGCGAAAGCGGAAGCACAAGAAGUCUGUGUAA